AUGGGAUCCAACAAUCGCAAUAGCAGACGAAGUGCGUCUUCAACAACGGGACGUUCAAACUCUUCAUUGUCACGUCGACCUUCAGGUACAGGCGUGUCACGAUCCAUGAUGAUGACGAGUAUCGCUUCUCCCAGCAGUACAAGCACCAAUAACACCACGGGUGGUGGAAGUUUAACAUCAUCGACCGCAAGCUCAGGAAGCUCACGGAAAUACAAACAUUCGCCGUCCUCAGACGCUUUACAUGAUGAAGUAUUUGGCAUGAUUUGCGACGACGACUACGACAGUGAUGCCAGAGGAGACGCUGGUGGCACUGGCAGCAGUAAUAAUAACGCUGUAGAGAUCGAUACAUCCAGCAUGUCCUCUUGCUCGCUGGAUAACUUUAGCCACAAUGACGAUGAAAACAGUACGGACAAAGGAUUAAGCGGAUGUGGAGACGAAGAGAUUCUGAAGGGACGCUACAAUGCAUAUAUUGCAAAGGAGUUGGAACGAUUAUCUAAUAUUUAUCUAGCAUAUAUUAUGGAAUUUGACGCCGACGACAGUUAUGAUAAGCUCUCGCUGAUUAUGUGCUAG
Zychaea mexicana is the source of this 570-nucleotide messenger RNA. RefSeq lists its product as uncharacterized. The record is from RefSeq and is a predicted model, not a curated record. The transcript is spliced from 2 exons. NCBI's taxonomy places the organism in Eukaryota, Fungi, Mucoromycota, Mucoromycetes, Mucorales, Lichtheimiaceae. The coding region runs from base 1 to 570 and encodes 189 amino acids.